Molecule: messenger RNA, 4488 nt
Organism: Doryrhamphus excisus (bluestripe pipefish)
Lineage: Eukaryota; Metazoa; Chordata; Actinopteri; Syngnathiformes; Syngnathidae
Gene: dlgap1a
Product: discs, large (Drosophila) homolog-associated protein 1a
Biological process (GO): signaling
Cellular component (GO): glutamatergic synapse; postsynaptic specialization
Molecular function (GO): molecular adaptor activity
Source: RefSeq, a predicted model, not a curated record
GGUUCAUAUGCCAAUGAAGUACAAAGCUGUAUGGAACACAUUUGGACACAUUUAAGGCUUUCUGGCUUCUUAUGGGUCGGAAUAUGUCCAGUACUACGUGGACGUUACAGGUGCUUUUAUUGUUGUAAGAAAAUUGUUUCCGGAAGCACUGGAAGUAAAUGUGUGACAUCGACGGCAAGGGCUUUCGCAGCUUCAAGCCCACAUUGACGCUCACGGCUCGGCUCCGUCUCACCGUCCCGCAUUCCAGUGAGUGUUUACGGACAUCGUGCAGCGAAAAGGGAGGGAGGACAUGUCUCUGGAUGGAUGCUACCGACGGUUAGCGACGAUGUGAAGAGCCGCGCACAGAGUCUGAAGCACUCCUCUCAGGGAAAGUCGUCCAGAGCCCUCCUGUGACCACGGGCCCGUCAGGCAUCUCUCAUCCAUUCCAUUCCUGUCAUGAAAGGCAUUUCCAGUAGCCGGAGUCACCAUCAUGUGGUGUCCUAUGGACCCUCAUAUGAACCACUGGGUCAACAUGUUGACCGAAAGCCAUACUUGAUUCGCCAGAUGGACAUGCCGGUACCCAUUGCCGUGCCGCAUCCGACUGAGCUGUCCUACUACAAUGCUCAGCGUACCUCGUACCCCUCUGACAAUAACAGCAUCGUCCCAUACGGAACCUUUCCAAGACGAUGCUAUUCCACCUCCUCAUCUCACCAUCCUGAGGUAAAGGAUGAGUGUAUGGCGGUGGUACCAUAUGUAGGAGGAGGAGGAGGAGGCGUAGGAGGUGGUGGUGGAGGCUAUGGAGGUAAAACACCCACCCGGGUACCAGCAAACUUUGCAGAGUUUGAGCGCCAGCCAUCCUUUUCCAGAGAUGGCUACCACACACUGCAAUACAAACGAGGAAUGCUGGCCCAGAGUGGGGCGAUGGGGUCCAACAGCAACAAUGACAGCCCAGGGAGGAUUCGCCAUCUGGUCCACUCGGUCCAGAAACUUUUCACCAAGUCGCAUUCAUUGGAAGGGCCGCACCACACGCAGCCCUUGAAGGGGGGCAACAAUGGGAGCGUUAAUGGUGGUGCUGGUGGUGGUGGUGGAGGAGGUGGUGGUGGUGGUUCAAGGGCAAGUCCAGAGGGUGAAGCUCCGCCGGUGGGAGCGCACCAGCGGAAGCGCAGCAAAAGCCGCGAGCGCUGUCGAUCGGCCGAGCCCAAACAUCGAAGCCACCACCACCAUCACCACCAGCUCCACGGCUCAGCAUCUGCACCAGGCUCCGGGUACUGGAGCUCGGAUGACAACCUGGAACGGGAGUUGUGUCUUUACCACCCUCACCACCACCAACCUCCGCCCUCACCUUCGCCUUCCAUUUCCCCUUCGCCGAUCACAAUGACGAUGGGCCGGUACCCUGGGAACAACUCUGACAAGUUCCCGCUGAGUCCGCUACCCAAUCUCGCCUCCCCGCAGUCACAACAGUACUUCAUGAUGGACCCUUAUGGCACAAUCAGCGAACACACACACGCCCACGCACAUCACAGCCACUCACACCACCAUUCUGCACUCAGAGCCUCCCGGAGCAACAACGACGUGAAGUAUGCGGCGUCGUCUUCUUGUGUGCCGGUUAGUGCUAGCAGCAAUAACAUCGGUGGCGGUAUCGUUGGAGGAAGUGGUCCCUUGCUGCCUCUGGGUCUUGUGGACGGACCCCUUGUGAAGAAAGGGGCAUGGUCGUCAAGCCUAACGGUGAGCAGGGCCCGAGAGGUCUACACCAACAACAACAGCAGCCACAACCAGCUCCAAACCAGCGCAGGAUCUGUAAAUCUAAACCUAGAUAGAGCUCUAGUCAAAGCUAAGGCCAGUCAGCAGCAGGAGCGCACUUGCCAUUUCCUACAGGUACCUCAGGAUGAGUGGAGCGGCUUCUCUCCUUUGGGAAAGGAGGACGACAUCCCAUGUCGACGGAUGAGGAGCGGCAGCUACGUCAAAGCCAUGACGGAGGAUGACAGCGGAGACUCGGAUGGAAGUCCCAAACCUUCCCCCAAGAUACAAGCCCGACGCGCCAGCUACCUGAAAGCCACGCAGCCAUCACUGACAGAGAUGACCACGCUACAGAUUUCAUCAGAACAUUCUCCAAAGCUGCAGAUCCGGAGCCACAGUUACCUGCGUGCGGUGAGUGAGGUUUCCAUCAAUAGAAGCCUGGACACCCUGGACCCCAAAACCCUCCUCGACCCCAAAUCGCUGCUCUCCUCACCCCAAUACCGCUCCCGCAAUGAAAGCUACAUGAGGGCCAUGAGCACCAUCAGUCAGCUGAGUGAGCUUGAAGUCAACGGACAAAUUGAGCAAGUGUGUGAGCAGGUCUACAGUGAGAUGCAGGCUCAGGCAAUGGAGGCCGCCAUGGACAGCAUGGACACCAUGGAUACUUUGCCCAUGCCGGGGUGUUUCCGAAUGCGGAGCCAUAGCUACGUGAGAGCGAUCGACCAGGGCUGCUCUGGCGAAGAGGACGGAGAAGGAGGAAGACCACUGCUCCUGCUGCCGUCCUCUCCGCCACGCACAUCUGCCACAACUGUCAGGACCAUCCAGAGUAGCACAGUUUCAUCUUGUAUCACAACGUAUAAGAAAACUCCUCCUCCGGUGCCACCACGGACCUCCACCUGCUCCACCGCCUCCAAGCCAUACAUCUCCAUCACAGCACAGAGCAGCACCGAGUCUGCACAGGAUGCUUACAUGGAAGAGGAGGGACCAAGGGGGGACAUGACUAUCCAGUCAGGACUCAGCAACUCCACUGAAAGCAUCGACAGCAUGAAGGCCUUGACUGCUGCCAUUGAGGCUGCUAACGCACAGAUACAUGGACCGGCCAGUCAGCAUGUCAGCAACAGUACCAUGACCAGCAGCCCCCAUGUACCCUCAGUCCUGAGCAGGGGCCGUAUUGUUGAAGACCACAGAAAAGAAGCAUUCAGGAAGGGCAAAUGUCUCUCCAUAGGGAUUCAGGUAGAUGGACCGGAGGACGUUCCGGACCCGGAUGACCCAUCCAGGUUUACCUCUGUUGGUGUCCAAGUGGAGAAUGACCGAGGGUACCGACGCUUCCAGCGCUCCAAUAGCGUAACAGCAGCCGUGCAAGCAGACUUGGACAUGCCAGACCUUCUCGAUGCUCCUCUGGACUCUCCCGACACAGACAUAGAAGUCCUGUCGUCUGGUGUCCUUUCUCGUCAAUACUCCCACGAUGCCGCCGCCUCGACCGUCAGCAUCCAGGGCUCAGGGAACCAUUACCACGCCUGUGCCUCCGAUGACUAUGAGGAUGUGGGCUUCGACCCGUCCAUCCUCCCCCCUCCCGACCCUUGGAUCGAUAGCAUCAGCGACGACCCGCUUGAUGUCGGCAUCAACAGCUCGGCGAUCUUAGAAGUGGUGCAAAGGUCAGCGUGUCAGCGAGACGGCCACUGGUUCCUGAAGCUGCUGCAAGCUGAGACGGAGCGCAUGGAGGGCUGGUGUCACCAGAUGGACAUGGACCAACAACAGCAUGACCUUCCAGAGGACAUUCUUGGGAAGAUGAGGAGUGCUGUUGGAAGUGCUCAGCUGUUGAUGUCGAAGAAGUUCCAGCAGUUCAGAGAACUUUGUGAGGAGAACUUGAACCCCAACGCCCACCCUCGUCCGGUCGCCUCCGACCUGGCUGGUUUUUGGGACAUGCUUCAGUUGUCCAUCGAGAACAUUAGCCUCAAAUUUGAUGAGCUUCACCAACUCAGAGCCAACAACUGGAGACCCCUGGACCCGCCUGAAAGAAAGUGAAGGCGUUUGUAAAGAGCCAUCAGCAUCCAUCACCACAAGAAACACCAAAAGGCCUUAACCUUUCUGGGCCUCCGUGAUCCAUUACGUUUGUCUUUCCUUUCAUCCGUCCUUCCUUCCUUCCUUCCUGCCUUCCUUCCUUCCUGCCACCUACCUCACCGUGUCUGUUAUAACUGUCGAGGUUAAUUAGCAUUUGGCUUAUGUUUGUUCUCCAAUGCAUUUUAGAGCAUAACGAUAUCAGAUUUGAUAAUAGCAGCACAUGUAGACAAGAGAUCGGAAUAUUCCUUUCCAUGUAUACCAUUGUUUUCCGAAAGAUUCCAUUCGGAAAGAGAAAAACUCCUCAUGUAAACGUGGUUAUUAUUGUCUGUGUUUGUGUUUAAAUGACAUCUGCUUUGGCUCCUGUGGUUUUAAUGCUCAUCAAGGCAUCCUUAAUACUCCUGUGUGAUACUACUACCACUACUACUACUACUACUUGCUAAUACUACCAAGUCGAGGCUGCAAACUACUAUAGCAUGGAUGAAAUGGAGUCUGUCCAGAAAUGUCUGUCUUUUUUUUCCUGAAAUGUGCUUCCCCCCCCUUCCCCACCGCCCUCUCCCACCAGGAGAGACGGCUCCCACCUCCCGUACCCAAAAAGCCGCCCAAGGCCCCACCACACCAUCACCCCCCUCUGGCCAGAGACCGCUCGCUGGAGAGUUCGGAGAAACAGCGUCAGGAAGCCAGGAAGCGUCUGAUGGCGGCUAAGAGAGCUGCUUC